Messenger RNA from Penicillium psychrosexuale, 219 nucleotides. RefSeq lists its product as uncharacterized. Lineage: Eukaryota; Fungi; Ascomycota; Eurotiomycetes; Eurotiales; Aspergillaceae. The record is from RefSeq and is a predicted model, not a curated record. Bases 1 to 219 code for a protein of 72 amino acids. The transcript has 2 exons.
AUGGUGGGUUUCUAUGUCGUGUCGGGUUCUUUUAUCUUUAUCCCAAAUGGGACGAUAGCUCAGUUGGGAGAGCGUGCGAUUGAAGUUCGCAAGGUCGCUGGUUCGAUCCCGGCUCGUCCCAUUAGUUUUUGGACUUUUUUUUUGCUUGCUAACUUACCUACUACUUACUACAUGGAAAUAAUCCUUGGGGUAGAUCAUAGUGGGACGAAACGAUUGUAA